UUAGUUCUCUCUUCUUUUUUUUUUUUUUAGAAAUAAAUUGUAGAUAGUCACAAAUCCAUGGAAAAAAUCAGUGGAUUAAAUAAUCCAUAACUUCGACAGCGGUUCUAAGUUUGAAAAAGGAGUGUUGGGGGCCAUUAUAUCUACAAAAAAAAACUAAAGAGAUCCAACAUGGAAAAAUAUCACUCAUCGAUAGCUGAAGAACACGAUAAAGCUGGGAAUAGACCAAUUAUAAAUAUCAAUGAAGAUCGAAAUUCCACCGAUUCUCUGGCUGUAACUUCCAGUUUCUUUACAGUUGAUGGACACCACUUUUGCUGUAUUAACUUAGUCAACGUUGAGGAAGAAAUUAUCAUAUACAAUCUUCAUCUUCAGACCGAAGAAAGACGUGAUCUACUGGUGCGAACUUUCUAUGACAGAAAUAACCCAAAAGACGAAUUUAAGUUACUCACGCCCUCAGCACUGACCCUAACAUUUUCUGCUUGGGGAAGCCAUUUUCCGAUUAGGUUGAAACCUUGGGAGAAACAUAGCUGCCUUUUCUUGCUCAAUUUGAGCAAGAUUGACUUUCACACAAUGACCAAGGAUAUUGAAAUUCAGUUGUCUGCAGUACUACAAACGGAAAAACACAGAGGUACAUUGCAUAACAAAACAAUCAUGCACGUCCUUCCCUUCUUACGAAUCAAACAUCACCCACUGCUCACCAUGACAGCCGAAUGUAACCCGCCAGUUGUUUUAGGAGACAGUUGUGAGGUGAAAUACACCGUUACCAAUCGCCUUCAAGAUUUCCUAGCAGUAUAUAUUGUGUGGGAUUCACCGACUCAGGCUACACACUCCUCAUUACCAAUCAAUCAAAGUAAUAAAGUACAAGAAAGCAGGACUCUAAUAUGCCACAAACCUCUUUCAAGCUUGGGUUUUUGUAGGGAAGGAUCAAAAUUACAAACAACAGUUUGCUUCUCGGUAACCAAAGAGGGAGUUUAUGAGGUGGGACAACACAUGAAACUGAAACUCCACUACACAACCGAACCUCUGACAAUUACGAGUUCGCCAUCCUCUUUGCUCAGAAAACCAGAUCAGGAGCUUGUUACAAGUUCUUCAGAUACUAAUUUUCAGUCAUAUGACGAUCAGUCUUCCGUUGUCUUAGCUUUUGACAGAAUCAUCAAGCAGCCUUGUCAAAUAUAUUUCUUCAAAUCAUUUGAAAAGCUAUGGAGCACGUGACUACAGUUUCCUACAUUGUCAGAAGACACGUAAUCGAAAUACUGUUCUACGGGAGAAAAUUUAUACAAGGAACCAUUGCUUUAAAAACCGAAAUUAAAAAGUUAUAGCUUUAUAGUUUUCUUAAGGUUGGAAGUAAUCAUGGCAUUUCACGUUUAAUGAGAGCAGACAUAAACAUAUUUUAUUUUUAGAAAUCAUAGGUAACUGACAUUAGUUAAGGUUUAAAUCACUGACCUGACUAUCUAUGGGUAGAGUAACACCAUUAUCAGAUUAUGGUAAGGGGUGAAAUCACCGGAAGACUGCCUACGACCAUCUUCCUGCACUCGUACAAGGCCAGUUCCACUAUAUUAUUAUAUUACUAUUAUUCUAUAUUAAUUUUGAUCAAAAUGCUUUGCUGUUCUGCCUUUGGAGGUAGCAAAAUAUUGAUCUAAGGUUGUAGAAAGACCUUCCACUUGUAAGUAACUAUAAAGGUUCAUUAUGUAUCAGUUAAAUGAAUUUCAUCAACUUUAUAGAGAACGGGUGCUGUCUGUAACGCACGUGUGACAAACAUAUUUCCAUACAUUUUGGUGUGUGUGUAUUAAACCGUACUUAAUGUAAGAUAUAUGUAUCUACAUUACUUAACAUGACCACUGCUUACUUGGUAAGCUAAAAAAAUGAACUUGUGCUCAGAAUAAAUAUAUAUAAAUACUUUCCUGGCUGUGACAUGUUUAUUCAGCCUCUUCAACAGCGCGUCCUUUUUUCGCUUUCGUAAAUAUAAUUUAACAAGAACAUUUUGCACGGCGACAAGUGAAGCGUGAAAAUAGAUCAGUUACUAAGUAUUUUUUAACUUCACUAUCAUAUAUCUCGACUUAGCACGAGUAAAUUAGAAGGAAACAGUUGUUGUUUGAAGUUAAGCACAAAGCUACACAAUGGGCUGUCUGUGCUCUGCCCACCACAUACAUACCGCUGUGCCACUGGGGGGCAGAAAGAAACAGAAACUGCUCACUUAAAUGCAACUAAUGGAGCUGUAAGUAUUGUAAUGAGCAACCUCUCUACGAUAUUUAAAUUAUAUGUCGUUAUAAUAUAUAAACUUUUAUUAUGUAAGGUAUAUAAUCUUGCCCUCACAUAACGAAUAUUUUUGACAAUGCAAUUUUUGGUAGCCUGACUUCAAAAUGGUAAAAUUCAACAAGUACCGGAAAUCUCAUCUUUCAUAACGCACGCAGAUCUAGAGCAGAUUGCACACACCACCUUCGAUGACUUACUAUAGCACAUGUUUGAUUCAGAUCCUGAUAACAAUUAUAUCUUUGCCUUGAUAAAGUGCAUAUCUUUGUGCUUCUUCAAGAUCAGGCUGCAACACUUGACCAGGUCAUUCAUAGGCACUACCACUAGUAAGAGAAAGACAUUUGGCAGGCUAAUUUUGUUUAGAUACCAUUGGGAAAUUAUUGUAAUUACGAUGUCUCAGAGCUGGAUUAUCCGCAUACAAAGUUAUUCAUAUAGGCCUUUAUGCUAAACUAGUAUGUGCUUGUUGUGUUAUUGUAAAAUGUGUUUGAAUAAAAUGA
Messenger RNA from Limulus polyphemus (Atlantic horseshoe crab), 2744 nucleotides. RefSeq lists its product as uncharacterized. NCBI's taxonomy places the organism in Eukaryota, Metazoa, Arthropoda, Merostomata, Xiphosura, Limulidae. The record is from RefSeq and is a predicted model, not a curated record. Gene Ontology annotation, biological process: cilium assembly. Gene Ontology annotation, molecular function: alpha-tubulin binding. The transcript has 10 exons. Bases 169 to 1209 code for a protein of 346 amino acids. Gene Ontology annotation, cellular component: TRAPPII protein complex.